CCUUUCGAUGUUCCUGAGAAAAAGAAACGAAACUGAAACUGAAAGCUAAAACAAAGUCACAGAGAAGAGAGUAACGCAGAGCUUCAUACAAUUAUCAGAAAAUUCUCUUUUUAUACAUAUCUAUGUUUAUUGUGUGAAUUAUCAUCUCCUUGAUUUUGAAAACAGAGGAGUAUUUUUUUUUUUUUUUUUUUUUUUUUUUUUUGUGUGUGUGUGUUUUGCCACUGAACAGCUUGGUUGUCAAUGGCUUCUUUAGUAUCAUCGCCAUUCACUCUAUCCGGUUCCAAAGAAGCUCUUUCUUCACUUUCUCAAAAGCAUUACUUUCUUCACUCAUUUCUACCCAGGAAAAUCAACCCCACCUACUCAAAAUUCACUCUCAGAGUGAAAUGUGCAGCAAUUGGCAAUGGACUAUUCACCCAAACCACACCAGAGGUUCGUCGAAUCGUACCCAGUAACAACCAAGGCUUACCAACCGUGAAAAUCGUCUACGUAGUCUUGGAAGCUCAGUAUCAGUCAUCUCUAACAGCCGCAGUCCAGGCUCUGAACAGCAACCAAACGGAUGCCUCGUAUGAAGUUGUGGGUUACUUGGUUGAGGAGCUCCGAGACGAAGCCACGUACAAAACUUUCUGCAAGGACCUUGAGGACGCUAACAUUUUCAUUGGGUCUUUGAUCUUUGUGGAGGAACUUGCUCUCAAAGUCAAGGCUGCUGUGGAGAAAGAGAGGGACAGACUCGACGCCGUUUUGGUGUUCCCUUCAAUGCCUGAAGUGAUGAGGCUGAACAAGUUGGGCUCUUUCAGUAUGUCACAGCUUGGGCAGUCAAAGAGUCCGUUUUUCCAGCUUUUCAAGAGGAAGAAGCAGUCGUCUGCUGGUUUUGCUGAUAGCAUGUUGAAGCUAGUAAGAACUUUGCCUAAGGUUUUGAAAUACUUGCCCAGUGAUAAAGCUCAGGAUGCUAGGCUUUAUAUUCUUAGUCUUCAAUUUUGGCUUGGUGGGUCACCUGAUAAUCUGCAGAAUUUCUUGAAAAUGAUAUCCGGGUCUUAUGUUCCCGCUCUAAAAGGGACUAAGAUUAAGUAUUCUGACCCGGUUCUGUAUUUGGAUAGUGGGGUUUGGCACCCUUUGGCUCCUUGUAUGUAUGAUGAUGUGAAGGAGUAUAUGAAUUGGUAUGAUACAAGGAGGGAUGCUAAUGAGAAGCUUAAGAGUCCAAAUGCACCAAUAAUUGGGUUGGUUUUGCAGAGGAGUCAUAUUGUUACAGGAGAUGAAAGUCACUAUGUGGCAGUGAUUAUGGAGUUGGAGGCAAGAGGGGCUAAAGUGAUACCAAUUUUUGCCGGUGGACUUGACUUUUCAGGGCCGGUUGAGAGGUACUUGAUUGAUCCGGUUACAAAGAAACCUUUUGUACAUUCGGUGGUAUCGCUUACCGGUUUCGCUUUGGUCGGAGGGCCGGCAAGGCAGGAUCAUCCACGGGCUAUUGAGGCUCUGAUGAAGCUUGAUGUUCCUUAUAUUGUUGCGUUGCCUCUGGUGUUUCAGACAACUGAGGAGUGGUUAAACAGUACUCUGGGGCUUCACCCAAUUCAGGUAGCAUUGCAAGUGGCUCUUCCCGAGCUUGAUGGAGGCAUGGAGCCUAUUGUUUUUGCUGGUCGGGAUCCUAGAACUGGGAAAUCACAUGCUCUUCACAAGAGGGUGGAACAACUAUGCACCAGGGCGAUUAGAUGGGCUGAACUGAAAAGAAAGUCAAAGACAGAGAAGAGGGUAGCAAUCACAGUGUUCAGCUUCCCACCAGACAAAGGAAAUGUCGGAACAGCUGCCUAUCUUAAUGUCUUUUCCUCCAUCUUCUCAGUUCUGCAAGAUCUUAAAAGAGACGGUUACAAUGUUGAGGGCCUUCCAGAGACAUCAGAAGCCUUGAUUGAAGAAGUAAUUCAUGACAAAGAGGCUCAAUUCAGCAGUCCAAACCUGAAUGUUGCUUACAAAAUGGGGGUCCGUGAAUACCAAAGCCUAACACCUUAUGCCAAUGCAUUGGAAGAAAGCUGGGGAAAACCACCUGGGAAUCUGAACUCAGAUGGAGAGAAUCUCUUAGUAUAUGGCAAACAGUAUGGCAAUGUCUUCAUUGGAGUCCAGCCCACAUUUGGCUAUGAGGGUGAUCCUAUGAGGCUGCUGUUCUCAAAAUCAGCUAGUCCACAUCAUGGCUUUGCAGCAUAUUAUUCAUUUGUUGAAAAGAUUUUCAAAGCUGAUGCUGUUCUCCAUUUUGGUACCCAUGGUUCACUGGAAUUCAUGCCCGGGAAACAGGUGGGAAUGAGUGAUGUCUGUUACCCUGACAGUUUGAUUGGAAACAUUCCCAAUGUCUAUUACUAUGCUGCUAAUAAUCCAUCUGAAGCAACUAUAGCAAAACGCCGCAGCUAUGCUAAUACCAUCAGCUACCUGACCCCUCCAGCAGAAAAUGCAGGGCUUUACAAGGGCCUUAAGCAGUUGAGUGAGCUCAUCUCUUCAUACCAAUCUCUUAAAGACACAGGCCGUGGACCACAGAUUGUCAGCUCUAUCAUCAGCACAGCUAAACAAUGUAAUCUUGACAAGGAUGUGGAACUACCUGAUGAGGGGCAGGAAAUCACAGCGCAAGAACGAGAUCUUGUGGUUGGUAAGGUUUAUUCCAAAAUCAUGGAGAUUGAAUCCCGUCUUUUGCCUUGUGGUCUUCAUGUCAUUGGUGAGCCUCCAUCAGCCAUAGAAGCAAUAGCAACUCUUGUCAACAUUGCCGCACUGGACCGUCCUGAAGAUGAGAUAUCAUCACUUCCAUCUAUAUUAGCUGAAACAGUGGGAAGAAACAUAGAGGACAUCUACAGAGGGAGUGACAAAGGAAUUUUGAAAGAUGUGGAGCUUCUUAGGCAAAUAACUGAAGCAUCACGUGGAGCAAUUUCAGCUUUUGUGGAGCGUACAACAAAUAAGAAGGGUCAAGUUGUUGAUGUGGCUGAUAAGCUCAGCUCUAUUCUUGGAUUUGGUAUCAACGAGCCUUGGGUUCAAUACUUGUCAAACACAAAAUUUUACCGGGCAGAUAGGGACAAGCUUAGAAAAUUAUUUGAGUUUUUAGGAGAAUGUUUGAAGCUUAUUGUGGCUGAUAAUGAGUUGGGAAGUUUGAAGCAAGCAUUGGCGGGGAAGUAUGUGGAACCAGGGCCUGGUGGAGACCCAAUUAGAAACCCCAAAGUUUUGCCAACAGGAAAGAACAUUCAUGCGCUUGAUCCACAAGCUAUACCCACAACAGCAGCAAUGCAAAGUGCAAAAGUUGUUGUUGACAGACUAAUUGAGAGGCAGAAGGCAGACAAUGGGGGAAACUAUCCUGAGACAGUUGCACUUGUUUUAUGGGGCACAGACAAUAUCAAGACUUAUGGUGAGUCCUUGGCUCAAGUUCUGUGGAUGAUUGGUGUUAGGCCAGUUGCUGAUACUUUUGGUAGAGUCAACCGGGUGGAACCAGUCGAUUUGGAAGAGCUUGGAAGGCCUAGGAUUGAUGUUGUUGUUAAUUGCUCAGGAGUUUUCAGAGACCUCUUUAUCAAUCAGAUGAAUCUUCUUGACCGGGCAGUAAAGAUGGUUGCUGAGCUAGAUGAGCCAGCUGAAAUGAACUAUGUUAGGAAGCAUGCAAUUGAACAAGCAGAAGCCCUUGGAAUUGACGUUCGCGAAGCUGCAACACGGGUCUUCUCAAAUGCCUCAGGAUCCUACUCUUCUAAUAUAAAUCUUGCCGUUGAGAAUUCUUCAUGGAAUGAUGAGAAACAAUUGCAAGACAUGUAUUUAAGCAGGAAAUCUUUUGCCUUCGAUUGUGAUGCCCCUGGCGCAGGAAUGACUGAGAAAAGAAAUGUUUUUGAGAUGGCUUUGAGCACAGCUGACGCAACAUUCCAGAAUCUGGACUCCUCAGAAAUCUCACUCACUGAUGUGAGUCACUAUUUUGACUCAGAUCCAACCAACCUGGUACAGAACCUAAGGAAGGAUGGGAAGAAACCCAGCGCAUACGUUGCUGACACCACCACAGCUAAUGCACAGGUUCGUACACUUUCUGAGACAGUGCGGCUUGAUGCACGAACCAAGUUAUUGAAUCCCAAGUGGUAUGAAGGAAUGAUGUCAAGUGGGUAUGAGGGUGUCCGUGAAAUUGAGAAAAGGCUUACGAACACAGUUGGAUGGAGUGCGACUUCUGGUCAAGUUGACAACUGGGUUUAUGAAGAGGCCAACACAACUUUCAUUGAAGAUGAAGAGAUGUUGAACAGGCUCAUGAAUACCAACCCGAAUUCCUUCCGGAAAAUGGUGCAGACAUUCUUAGAGGCCAAUGGACGUGGUUAUUGGGAGACUUCAGAACAUAAUAUUGAAAGGUUGAGGCAGUUGUACUCGGAAGUCGAAGACAAAAUCGAAGGAAUUGACCGGUAAUCUGCAAACCAGCUAUUCAGAAAAUUUGUAAAGUGCAAAUAUCAGUGCAUCGAUGAGCCUCAGGCCCUCCUCCUCCCUUCCCCCCUACCCCCCCACACCAAAAAAAAAAAAAAAAAAAAGGUAGAUAGUCUAAAGUGUUGGGAAAUGUCUUUGAUGUGAAGUUUUACCCAUUUCCUGAUGCAAUCCUACGUAUUUACAGGCUUAGGCACUGGUGUCUGUACUGUUAUUUUGCAGACCUCAGAACAUGUUUCUAUCAUUGUUGAUAAUAUUUCUUUUCUCCUACCAA
This is a messenger RNA of Ziziphus jujuba (common jujube), 4672 nucleotides long. Its product is annotated as magnesium-chelatase subunit ChlH, chloroplastic. Gene Ontology annotation, cellular component: chloroplast. Gene Ontology annotation, molecular function: magnesium chelatase activity. NCBI's taxonomy places the organism in Eukaryota, Viridiplantae, Streptophyta, Magnoliopsida, Rosales, Rhamnaceae. The transcript is spliced from 5 exons. The record is from RefSeq and is a predicted model, not a curated record. Gene Ontology annotation, biological process: chlorophyll biosynthetic process. Bases 241 to 4386 code for a protein of 1381 amino acids.